AUGGCUAUCCCUCUCAAUGCCUUCGGCUGCUUUCUUUUCUUCUCAUUCCUCUUCUCUACAUUCUCUACCUUCUCUUUGGCAUUGACAGAUGCUGAAGCUUCCUACAUUGCUCGUCGUCAGCUCUUGACAUUCCGUGAAAAUGGUGACCUUCCGGAUGAUGUUGAAUACGAAGUUCAAAUCACAGAAACUUUUGCCAACCAGAGGCUGAAGAGAGCAUACAUUGCUCUCCAGGCAUGGAAGAAGGCUAUGUAUUCCGAUCCCUUUAACACAACUGGCAAUUGGGUUGGUGCCAAUGUGUGCGCCUACAACGGUGUCUUCUGCGAUCCAGCGCUUGACGACCCAAAGUUGAGCGUUGUCGCUGGUGUUGAUCUGAACCAUGCUGACAUUGCAGGGUACCUACCUGUUGAGUUGGGGCUCAUGACUGAUGUUGCAUUGUUUCACAUCAACACUAAUAGGUUUUGUGGAAUAAUCCCCAAGAGCAUGUCUAGGCUUACUCUCAUGCAUGAGUUUGACGUUAGCAACAACCGUUUUGUUGGUGCUUUCCCAACUGUAACUCUAUCAUGGCCAAACAUCAAGUACCUUGAUGUCAGAUUCAAUGAUUUCGAAGGUCAGUUGCCGCCGGAAGUCUUUAAGAAGCCGUUGGAUGCAUUAUUCUUGAACAACAACCGGUUCACAUCCACCAUCCCCGACACAAUUGGUGAAUCCACAGUCACUGUGGUGACGUUUGCUCAUAACAAAUUCAUUGGUUGCAUCCCACGCAGUAUUGGCAAGAUGGCUAACCUGAAUGAGAUCAUCUUUAUGGGCAAUGAGCUUGGUGGUUGCUUCCCGUCUGAAAUUGGGUCGCUGGAGAAUGCAACAGUCUUCGAUGCCAGUUUGAACUCGUUUGUUGGAUCUUUACCAAAUAGUUUUUCUGGGUUGAAGAAUGUUGAUCUCUUGGAUAUUUCUAAUAACAAGUUGACAGGAGUUGUAUCAGAGACAAUCUGUAAGCUUCCAGGCUUGUCAAAUUUCACAUUCUCAUACAACUACUUCACCGGCGAGGCUGAAUCAUGUGUACAAACAUCGAGGAAGGACAUUGUAUUGGAUGAUACGAGCAAUUGCUUGGCUAAUAAGCCAAAACAGAAGUCGAAGCAGGCUUGCCUCCCUGUUGUGAGCCGACCGGUGGAUUGCAACAAGAACAAAUGUGCCGGAGGAUCUACACCAAUAACGCCAAAGCCAAAGCCACGACCAACGCCUUCUCCUGCUCCAAUUCAUAAGCCAUCAAAGCCGCAACCCACACCUUCACAAACCCCACCAUCAACUCCCUCAGAGCCAGCACAACCCACACCAUCUCCUCCUCCUCCAGUCCAAACACCACCAAAGCAAAAACCCACACCUUCUCCUCCAAAACCAUCACCACCACCACCAUCCGUCCCAGUAGUGGAGAAGCCAAAUCCUCCAACUGCACCAAAACCAUCAUCACCACCAUCUCUUUCUCCUAAACCAAUAGCACCAGCUCCAACACCUGAUGAUCAUGAUCAAUCCCCUGUAGACCCUCCACCACCACCACAACCAACUCUUGAGGUCCCAUCCCCAAAACCCAUACCAAAACCGUCUCCGGAACCUAAGCCGGUAAAAUCACCACCGCCGCCAGUUCAUUCACCUCCCCCACUAACCCCUGUCCACUCCCCACCACCACCUGAACACUUACCACCCUCACCAGUCAACUCUCCACCACCGCCAAUGAAGUCACCACCACUGGUCCACUCUCCUCCACCACCGGUGCGGUCACCACCACCACCACCACCAAUCCAUUCUCCACCCCCACCAGUACGCUCCCCACCUCCACCAGUUCACUCCCCACCUCCACCAGUCCAUUCUCCACCCCCAUCAGUUCGCUCCCCACCACCACCGGUUCGCUCCCCACCUCCACCAGUGACCUCUCCUUCACCACCACCACCAGUCCAUUCUCCACCCCCACUGGUUCGCUCCCCACCUCCAUUGAUUCGCUCUCCACCUUCACCAGUGCCCUCUCCUUCACCACCACCACCACCAAUCCAUUCUCCACCUCCACCUGUGCCCUCUCCUUCACCAUUACCAUCAUCACCAAUCCAUUCUCCACCCCCACCGGUUCACUCCCCACCUCCACCCGUGCCCUCUCCUUCACCACCACCAAUCCAUUCUCCACCCCUACCAGUUCCCUCCUCACCUCCACCAGUGCCCUCUCCUUCACCACCACCACCAAUGUUUUCUCCUCCACCACCAGCACCAGUCUCCUCACCUCCACCACCGCCAACUCUAUCUCCACCACCACCACCAACAUUCGAAGACAUUAUCCUCCCACCAAACCUGGGGUUCCAGUACUCAUCGCCGCCUCCACCAAUGGUCCCAGGCUACUAAAUGUCAUAUUAUUGAAGUCUCUUAACAUUUCGUGUGCUCAUAUUUAUAGUUACAGAAAGCCAUUUGUAAGAAAGUCAAUUUAC
Molecule: messenger RNA, 2459 nt
Organism: Tripterygium wilfordii
Lineage: Eukaryota; Viridiplantae; Streptophyta; Magnoliopsida; Celastrales; Celastraceae
Product: pollen-specific leucine-rich repeat extensin-like protein 3
Exons: 1
Coding region: 1-2376 (791 amino acids)
Molecular function (GO): protein binding
Source: RefSeq, a predicted model, not a curated record